Cylindrotheca closterium is the source of this 1860-nucleotide messenger RNA. Lineage: Eukaryota; Bacillariophyta; Bacillariophyceae; Bacillariales; Bacillariaceae. The record is from the annotation of a GenBank genome assembly.
AUGAUGAUGAUGAUGAAGCAUCAGUAUGCCACCUUCCUCAUCACUCUUCUACUAGCUUCUGUAGCGCAAUCGCAAGUCGAACUCUGCCGAAACACGGAUUGGGUGGACGAUGACGGCUGUGGUUGCGAAGAAUACGAUUUCAAUCAAGAAUGGUGCGAGUUGUAUGGCGACUUUGUCUUUGAGGGUGAAUCAGCGAAUACCGCCUGUUGCGCCUGCGGCGGUGGUCGAACGAUCUUUAUCGAUGCCGCCGAAACGGAUCCACCCAUUGUGCUUGGAGAAAAGAAUUGCAUUUUCAGUCCACCUGUGGAAGUGGCUCCUGGCCUUACAGUAGAGAAUUGGGUGGACAAUGACGAACUCACCUUUCGCAUGCGGCUCACGUACGAAGGCAAAUCGUGGAUUGGGAUUAGUUUUGAAAAUGACGGCCGUCCUGGAAAGCCCACCUUUGCCGUGAUUGGCCGACAAGAAGACAAUGAAUCCAGCGUCAAGAAAUACACGCUCAACACCGCCAACCCGGAUGCUUCGGGAGUGGUGGAAAUGCCACAAGGAUCUCAGACUCUGGAAGACGUCCAGUUCUUUCAAACCAACACGAGGACUGUCAUGACCUUUACCAAGACCUUGAAUGAGAUCUUUGACAUUCCCGAACAAGUGGUGACAGAUCGGUCCACUUGGAUCUAUGCUGUCGGCCUUCCCGACAAUGCUUGGACGGGCGCCCAUACGAUUCACGGCAAGUUUAAUCUUGCUUUGAAUCCCUGUUUUACCAAUCCUUGGGAAAUCACCAAUCCGUCCGUCAAUGGCGGUUUGGUGGACGGGAAUGCAGUGGACCGAAGAACCUUUUUUGGAGUGAAACCAAACAAGACUGUCUGGAUUGCCCACGGGAUUUCUCUGGGAAUUGCCUGGGGCAUUAUUGCACCAUUGGGACUCGCAUCCGCAUUCCUGAAGCGCAAGGGUCCCUUUUGGGGCAAGGUGAACCAAUUUGCCAACACUACCUUGCUGCUAUUGACCUGCGCCGGCAUUUUGUUGGGUGUGGUCGCCACUUAUUUGGACGAUCGCUCCAAUCACUUGCAGACGGACCAUUCCUUGUAUGGGGUGGGCGUCUUUGGCGGAUUGCUCGUGUACUGCAUGAUGGCCUUGUACUUUGGCGCCAAGGCGACCCAAAAGGAGAAGCAAGAGGCCGAAGCCCGUGCCCGCAAAAAGGGUCCCCCCGCCCGCGUGGUCAAGCCCAAAGUACGGGAACCCGACGUCAUUCUGGGCAUGGGCGAUGGUUUGGAGAUUGUGCCGGGAGAUUCUCCCCACAACCCCAAGAACAAAAACAAGAAGAAGCAGUCCUUGUAUAGCGAACCCGUGGAGCCUCCACCUUUGGAAGAAGAAGAGGAAGCAACACCCCCCGAAAAGGCUGGUUGUUUGGAAUGGUUCAGCCGUUUUCUAUUCUUGGCAUUGAUUGCCUUGGCGUACUAUACUUGUCAUUCCGGCAUUGAUUGGCAGACAUUUCUGUAUGGUUUGGAUUGGUCGUACUACUAUUGGGGAGUUGGUGCCUUUGGAAUUGUCAUGAUGUUGCUACUCAUUCUCUUGAGCUGCUGCAUGAAGGAUGCUUCCAGCAAGAAAGUGGCUCCCUCCAAUUCCCGAUCCGCUCCAGGAUCACCCGAAAGGGAGAGCGCACCGAAAGAUGGCAACAAUGACAAAAUCACGUUUGCCAAGGGAGUCGAUGAGGAUAGUUACUACACACCGAGUGGUCGGGAUUCCUACGACGAUACCACUACUUUGAAUACAGGGCAAUUGAUGGAAGAAGACGACUUGGAGGACAAGGAGGCCCAACGCAGUCCCAUGCGAAAGUCGUGGGCUAUGGAUACUUGUUGUCUGUAA